AUGCUCCGCAGCAUCAACCGCAGCAGCAGUCGUAGCGCCGGUAUCGGCGCCGUCGUGUUCCGGGUCCGGAGGCGGCCCCCGGGCUCCCCACCGAGCGGACAACGCGCCGCCCUCCGCCUCGACGCCGCCCUAAUCACGCUCCGUCGCCACUAUUCAUCAUCGCCGGGCGACAGCGCCUACGACUCGACGCUGGAGAACCUGCGGGUCGGCAGCCACACGCGCGUCAUAUUCCAGGGGUUCACCGGAAAGCAGGCGACGGCCAACGCCCGCGAGUCCCUCGCCUGGGGCACCCGCAUCGUCGGCGGCGUCACCCCCGGCCGCGAGGGCGAGCACCUCGGUCUGCCCGUCCUGCCGAGCGUCCGUAAGGCCGUCGAGACCCUCAAGCCCGACGCCACCGGCAUCUAUGUGGCGGCGCCCUACGCCGCCGCCGCCAUCGAGGAGGCCAUCGCGGCCGAGGUCCCGCUCCUCGUCGCCGUCGCGGAGCACAUCCCCCUGCACGAUAUGCUUCGGAUUCACGCCAUCCUCAAGACCCAGUCCCGGUCUCGACUAGUCGGCGCGAACUCGCCAGGCCUCAUAUCGGCCGUGGGAAAGUGCAGAAUCGGUUUCCAACCCCUGCCGUGCUUCGAACCCGGGCGCAUAGGCAUCAUCGCGAGGUCGGGGACACUGAGUUACGAGACGGCCGCCUCGACCCUCAGGGCUGGUCUCGGCCAGAGCAUGUGCAUAGGCAUCGGGGGGGACAUCCUCCCGGGUACAAGUCUGAGAGAAGGCCUGCAGGUCCUCGCGGAGGACGCCGACACCGAGGGAAUCGCGCUGAUUGGGGAGAUCGGAGGGGAAGCGGAACUCGAAGCCGCCGACUGGAUCAGGGAGUACCGUUCUCGGACUCUAAACCCGAAGCCCAUCGCCGCCCUCAUCGGAGGCAUCCACGCCGUCGCCGGCCGUAUCAUGGGCCACUCGGGCGCGUUUGCCCUCCCGGGCGAGCCCUCUGCGCUAGACAAAGUGAAAGCCCUCGAAGCGGCCGGGGCCGUCAUCGUAAAUCAUCCGUCGCGGUUCGGGCCGGUUCUGAAAUCCAUCCUAGGUAACUCGGCGCCCGGCACCGGCCCUAGCGGAGCCACUGCCGCCUCUCAGCACAGGGGCAUGCACACGGCAGCCGCCCGUCGGCCUAUGCUGACUCGACAGGCAUCAUCGCACCUGAAUCCCAGGACUCAGGGACGAAGCGUGCAUCUAACCCAGAGCACCGCCUUCGACAUGCUACGCCAGCGUGGCAUCCCCAUCGUCGAGAACGCGGGCUCUCGUCCUGGGAAGCUUCUCGCAGUCACCGUCAAUAGGUCCACCAAGAGCCCCUGCGUGGUCGCUUCACCGACUGAUGACGUGUCCGAGGCCAAGAGAUUCGACUUCGCCUGCGGCACGACAGGCGCGCAGGACAUUCCCGUGGCAGACAUAGCGCAGCACCUCAGAAUUGGCGCUGGCGCCGCUGAGUCUCUCGGGCGGGUGAUCAGCAGGCUAGCCGCGCUCUUCGUCGAGAAGGAGGCCUUCCUCCUCGAGACCCGGAUCGUGACCGGUGCUGACGGCACGGCAGUCGGGGUUGCCGCGGCGCCGCGCUUCGGGUUCGACGACGCGGCCUUCCGCAGCGGCAGGCGGCAGGCGGAUGUGCAGGCGCUGCGCGACAUGAGCGCCGAGGACCCAGCCGAGGUCGGCGUCGAGGGCGAUGGCAUCGUCUACAUCAAGCUGCCCGAGGGAAACAUCGGCACGCUGGUCAACGGCGCCGGCCUAGCCAUGAACACGGUCGACGCGCUCGCGGACGCCGGCGGCCACGCCGCCAACUUCCUCGACACUGGCGGCAAGGCCACGAGCGAGACAGUCAAGCGGAGCUUCGAAGUCAUCCUGACGGAUCCGCGGGUCAAGUGCAUAUUCGUGAAUAUCUUCGGCGGGCUGACGCGCGGCGACAUGAUCGCCCGCGGGGUCGUGAUGGCGUUCCGCGACCUGCAGAUGUCGGUGCCGGUCGUGGUGCGCAUCCGCGGGACGAAUGAGGAGGAGGGCCAGAAGAUCGUCGCCGAGAGCGGGCUGUCGCUGUUCGCCUACGACGACUUCGACGAGGCCGCCGCCAAGGCCAUCGAGCUGGCGAACGGGGAGCCGUAA
Durotheca rogersii is the source of this 2136-nucleotide messenger RNA. Its product is annotated as succinyl-CoA ligase alpha-chain. Gene Ontology annotation, cellular component: mitochondrion; succinate-CoA ligase complex (ADP-forming). Gene Ontology annotation, molecular function: succinate-CoA ligase (GDP-forming) activity; succinate-CoA ligase (ADP-forming) activity. The record is from RefSeq and is a predicted model, not a curated record. Lineage: Eukaryota; Fungi; Ascomycota; Sordariomycetes; Xylariales; Xylariaceae. The transcript is spliced from 8 exons. Gene Ontology annotation, biological process: tricarboxylic acid cycle. Bases 1 to 2136 code for a protein of 711 amino acids.